UGUUUGAGAAUGUGUAAUGUAAUUUUCUUGGCAGCAAGAUUUUGAGCAGCUGUUGGUUUAGUGGGUUGUUUGUAGUGUGGUAAAACGUGAGAUAGAUUUUAUUUGAAUGUUUUCCUUCGUUUGGGCCUCAAAACAAUCUCCUGCUGCUGAAGGCAGACAUAAGUAAAGAUGAAACUAUGGGAAAGAGAUGGGAUAUCUUGUUCUGUAUAGAAGAUUGGGAUUUCAAAAUCAGGAGCAAAUACCUGAUAACCUUUGAAGUUGCUUGUCUACAUUAAGCUAACAUCCUUGUUCUAUAGUCAUGGCAAGUGAAAGUCAUUUCAAAAAGAAGAAAACUCGCAGCCAGGAACUAUCAGAGGAUUUUGAUUUAAUUGUGAAUGAAAUUAACGAUUUUAUUGCUAUUUUAGAGGAACAAGGACACAAGCCUAGUGUGCCAUUACCAUUGGAUACUGGACAGGAAGUUGAUUCUGAAACUUCGUCUCUGUCUCUGUCGCCACGUAACACUGUUAUCCACAUCGAGGACACUGAUCUCUUCCUCCAGCAACAGGAGAGUUCAGAACCCAUCUACGAGUCAUUUGAUGAGGUCCAUGAAUGUCCGUAUGAAUCUAUACAGAAUGUAAGACCAAAACCAAAGGCUAUUGCCACAGCUAACCUUAUUCCCCAGGCCUACAAACCACUGCCCAAACCCAAACCUCUCAACCUCAGAAAGAUGGGAGAGCCAGGACACCCGCCUAAAAGGGUCAAGGCCAUUCACAAUUUUAAGGGCACAAACAAUGAUGAGUUGUGUUUGAACAAGGGUGACAUAAUAACUGUGUCCCAGACAAUGGAUGGAGGGUGGUGGGAGGGAACACUGAAUGGCAAAACAGGCUGGUUCCCCAGUAACUACGUCAAGGAACUCAAAUCUGAUAUUGUUACACAAGAUAUCCCAGGAAAGAGACAGUCAGGGGCCCUGAAGGGGGACGUUCAAGUUUAUAAACGAGAGAGCAUGCAGUAUUAUCAUAAUGUGGUUUUACAGAAUGUGAUUGAAACUGAGAAAACACAUGUCCAGGAAUUAACAACAGUGUUACAAACGUACAUUCAGCCAAUUCAUAACUCAUCCAUACUGACCCCCACAGAGUACUCUCAGCUGAUUGGGAACAUAGAGGAGAUCAUAUCAUUCCAGAACACUUUUCUUUUAGCCAUAGAAGAGUGCAUGAAACAGCCACCUCACCAGAGAAGGGUGGGAGGAGUGUUUCUUAAGUAUGCCCCUCGUGUGAAGGAGCUCUAUAUGGCGUACUCAGCUAAUCAUCCUCAAGCUGCAGCCAUUCUACAAAACAAAAGAGAUGAACUGAAUAAGUUUAUGGAAUCAAUUGGUGCUACUAAAGGAACAAUGAUGUUAACUACAAAUCUGUACAAGCCAUUUACCCGGUUAGACAAGUAUCCCAGUCUCCUAAAGGAGCUGGAAAGGCAUAUAGAGGAGAGUCACAUAGACAGAGGGGAUACUCAAAGAGCCAUAUCUGUAUACAGGGAAAUAGCUAAUGCUUGCAUGGAAAUUAGAAAGUGUAAAGAGAUGGAGUAUGAGAUAUUAACAAGUUCUAUAAAGGGCUGGGCAGGGGAGGAUAUAGCCAAGCUCGGGGAGGUGGUCAGGUUGUCCCAGGUACAGGUGACCUCCCUGAAUGGUGACAAAAAUGACCGGAUAUUUGUGUUGUUCCCUGGUCUACUUGUUAUGUUGUCAAUGAGCCCCCGACUCAGCGGGUACCAGUAUGAGGGUAAAUUACCACUCAGUGGAAUGACUGUAAGCAUCAUAGAGGAAGAGGAUAUGGAGUGUAGCUUUGAAAUAUCAGGUAAUAUGAUAGAUAAGAUAAUUGUGACCUGUGGGAGCCCCAUGGAUGCAGCGGGCUGGGUCGAGGCCCUAGGGAAGGACCAAGCUCAGGUUACAGUGAUGAAUGGACCCAGCAGUAAAAGUUUUCAGGAGACUCGUUCACUUCCUAACUCCAACACACCUGACAUAGAUAUGGCAAAACAGAUCACCACUUAUGGAGAGAUUUCGACCUCCCAGCCUAGUAUAAGUUUGUUGACUCCAGCUAAGACCGCACUGGUGACACAUUCCACCUGGACAAUGUCCUGUCUCCGCCCCUCCCCACCCCUCAGACAGCACCUCCCAUGUAAGGAGGAUCUAGUCAGAAGUCCUCGUAUGGGUAGGAAACCUGUCAGGCGGAAACCAGUGCGGACCCAUUCUCAGGAUGAGUAUGAUUAUAAAUACAAAUGGCGACAAUAUGAUCCCAGAACUAUGGAAGAGGAUGCAUUGAUUCUGAAAGUGAUCGAGGCGUACUGCACUAGUGCUAAAACAAGACACACCGUUAACUCUUUGGACCUUAAGAAGCUUCGUCUGAGUGCGGAGGGAACCGUGGAAGCUAUUGCUAAGGAAAAAUUUACGUUGGUGAGACCCCUUCCUAAUCCUAAUCUUGGUACCAUUAAUGAAAGUGUGAAGAAAGCGGACGUAGCUGUCCAAGCCUUGCCUAAAGAAUCCGUAAACAUAGUGAAACCAUUACAGUCAGAGAGUACAGGCACACCUAAUGUCAUUCGACGAGAUGUCGGCAUCCAAGCUUUCGUGACCUGUCCCCAUGUCCUGAUGCCAGAAGAGGAGAAGAUAAUUAUAGACGAUGGCGACCCCUGUAACCUACAGGAAAAGACAUUGGUGGACACAGUUUAUUCCUUAAAGGACCAAGUUAGAACUCUAGAACAGGAACAUAAAAAGAUGAAGAGGGAUUUAGAAGAAGAGCAGAAAGCCAGAAGAAAACUACAGUCUACAAUCAAAAAAGUCUUUAAAAACAACAACCUAAUAUGGGAAGAAGCACCCACUUAACUUAUCAGGAGAGAAAGAAAAUAGGAACAGCAGCUCUUUGUGAUAAAUAUGUAUCAAAGUAGAAAAUAACAUAUACUAUAAUAAGAUGUGAAAUGGAAAUGUGCUUAAUUCUACUUGAAAAUAGUGUUCUUUGUCUGAUUUAAAAUAGAUAAACACAUGACCGUGAGUUUGAGCUUGUGUCAGAUUUUGUAAGAAGUUUGACACAAGCUUUAGAGGAUAUCCUAUUUAAUUAAGGAAAAGGAUUGUAUACAUUAUGUUGGAAAUAAGGUUGUAUGAGGACCAAUAUUUCUUAUAAACAGUGCUUGCUUUUAUACAGUUUUGUAAAGGAGAACCAAAACAUUUGGGGUCUAGAUUUAUGAUAAUCAUGGAAUCUUUGUGAGACGCCAUUCAUUUUACUGAGAUAUUGUGUUUUUAUAGAAUAUUUAUAUCAAGUAAGUCUGAUAUCAGAUUAUGUUCAUUCAAAAUUAUAUUGAAAGAGUUGUGAAUCAUCAAGAUUAUAUAUAAAAUGUUUAAAAAUUUAGAAUUGUUCAUGCAUUUUUAAAAAUUUAUUUAUUGUGUUCUAUGAUGAAUUUUGAGAUUUGAGUCUUUUGUUUGUCAAAAUGAUUUGCAAUAGUGCUUGACUUUUUCAUUACUAUUUGUAAUUAUAAAGUUGUGAAAUAAAAUUUACUUUCAUCCAUGUUAUUUAUUUACAAUUUUGUAGAAAAAGGAAAGCUCUUUUUAUUACAGCUGUACAUUGAAAUUGUAUUAAUACAUGCAUAUGCUUUCUUUUUUGCACAUUUCAUUUUUUUUUUCAUGAAGAUUUUGUACAGAAUACAAAAUAUCCUUUUCCUGUCUAGCAGUUGAAGGCAAGGCCCAGUAUUAAAAAAAAAGUUGUAAAAUUUUAUGUUUGAAAAUCAGAAAAGCAUAAUAUCCAUCACCAGUUUGUACAUGUAGGUUGUUUGUGUUCUGAAGUUUAUGUAUUUAAGUUUAGGGACAUGCUUCAUUAAUUGUAACAUUUGUCUCUUUAAUGACCGUGAGAUGGUAGUUGUAUUUUGUGCCAAAUAUGCUUAAUAUGCUAAACACAUACACAGAGAAUUUCCAAACUUUACAUCAAUAAUGAAAUAUAAAGGUGGGGGAAGGGGGAAUGUUGCAAGCUAAUUUAUAUGUACAUGUAUGUAGAUCAGGAUAAAUGAUUUAUAAUAUAGUGUUGGGCUUCAUAUCGGUGCAUAAUGGAAAUGUUGGAGUAAUUAUGAUUGACAUACAUAUGUUUGAGUUGGUGACUGUUGGGAAUAUGUGACAACCCAUAUGGGGCGUGCAGUGUGUGUCUGUGUGAACACUGACUGAUAAUAAAUUAUGAUAUUGUGAGUUGUCAUGAAAACAUUGUGCAAUACAUUGUUUUAAAUAAUUGGACAUGUUUGAUUUGUCUCCUUUGUCUAAUGUAUAUUUCUGCAAGUUUCUGCAACAAAAUGUGAAAUAAAACAAUUGCAAAGAUUCA
Molecule: messenger RNA, 4316 nt
Organism: Saccostrea echinata
Lineage: Eukaryota; Metazoa; Mollusca; Bivalvia; Ostreida; Ostreidae
Product: rho guanine nucleotide exchange factor 7-like
Exons: 22
Coding region: 299-2842 (847 amino acids)
Molecular function (GO): protein binding; guanyl-nucleotide exchange factor activity
Source: RefSeq, a predicted model, not a curated record